Messenger RNA from Caenorhabditis remanei, 231 nucleotides. RefSeq lists its product as uncharacterized. The record is from RefSeq and is a predicted model, not a curated record. NCBI's taxonomy places the organism in Eukaryota, Metazoa, Nematoda, Chromadorea, Rhabditida, Rhabditidae. The coding region runs from base 1 to 231 and encodes 76 amino acids. The transcript has a single exon.
AUGUUCUCUUUCUCCAAAAUUGCCACUGUCUUCCUCCUGGCUCUCUUCUUGUCUUCUGUAUCCGUAUCAGCUGGACUCAUCCGUCAACGCCGUCAAAGUUACUGGAACUCAAAUGGCGUCGUCCACAAUGUGGUCACUGACAACAUGGCCGGUGGACCAACAUCUCUCGGAUGGGCUCAAGUUCCACAUCGCCUUAGCCCAAUGUUCUCGCCAAUCUUCGGAGGACGUUAA